This is a messenger RNA of Asparagus officinalis (garden asparagus), 447 nucleotides long. RefSeq lists its product as uncharacterized. The coding region runs from base 1 to 447 and encodes 148 amino acids. NCBI's taxonomy places the organism in Eukaryota, Viridiplantae, Streptophyta, Magnoliopsida, Asparagales, Asparagaceae. The record is from RefSeq and is a predicted model, not a curated record. The transcript has a single exon.
AUGAAGGGUAUUCUUCUAUCACAAAGGAAGUAUGUCCUGGACAUGCUCUCAGAAGCCGGGAUGUUAGGAUACAGAAGUAGUGAUUCUCCAAUGGAUGUGAACUCAAAACUACUAUCAGACCAGGGGAAGCUUCUUAAGGAUGUUGGGCAGUAUAAGAGAUUGGUGGGGAAACUGAAUUAUCUGACGGUGACCAGACCUGACAUCACAUUCACAGUCAGUGUUGUGAGUCAGUUCUUCUCCGCACCAAGAACUACUCACUUGAAUGCAGUAAUGAGAAUUUUGAGGUACUUGAAAAAUGCUCCAGGACGAGGAAUUCUCUACUCAGAUCAAGGGCACACCAAAAUUGCAGGCUUCUUUGAUGCAUAUUGGGUCGGAUGUUCUUUUGAUAGAAGAUUCACUACUAGAUAUUGUCUUUAUCGGAUGAAAUUUGGUGUCAUAAAAAAGUAA